AUGCGCGACUCUCCGAUACAUAGUCCGUCCUAUGACUGUGAUACCUGCGAUCGUUCCUUUGGCAGCGACCAGGCGCUUCAACAGCACUUACGCAACUCUCCUGUUCAUAAGCCGUCGUAUGAAUGUGAUACCUGUAAUCGAUCUUUUACCAACGAUGAAGCUCUUCAGCAGCACUUACGCGACUCCGCUGUUCACAGACCAUCCUAUGACUGCGAUACCUGCAAUCGAUCCUUCGGCAAGGAAGAGGCUCUCCAACAGCACCUGCGUGACUCUACUAUCCAUCAGCAGAACACGGAAACACCUUUGGAUGCGUUUUUCCGGUCACACGCGACCUUUGAUUACGACCGCUCUCUUCCACCACCUGUCUCGUAUGCCAACUUGCAGAGACAUAUGAGAUGGCAUCGUGACCAGCCGGAGUCGACCAAUGCGUGGAAUAAAUACCAAAAUGCGCUCGAGAAGGAGUUUCAGAUGUGGUAUGGUGCAGAAGACGACCUGGCUGCGUGGCAUGCCCUUUGUCGCGCAAUUGGGAUCAACCCACUACCAGUUACCAGUGAGCAAUGCGAAAAGGCUGCACGACAAACGCAUGUCAACAUCGUUGAUUUGAUCGAAUGCAGGCGGGGAAAUCAGGAAAAAGUGCAGACCUUUCGAAACGUGGAAGCGCUACGAGUCUAUACCAAGGAGACAGGCAAGAUAUUUCGCAAUAGGUUCCAUGGAAAAGAUUGCAGCGGGGUCUUGAGACACCUGCUUCGGAACAUACUUCGCGGGGGCUCUUGA
Messenger RNA from Colletotrichum godetiae, 774 nucleotides. RefSeq lists its product as uncharacterized. Bases 1 to 774 code for a protein of 257 amino acids. NCBI's taxonomy places the organism in Eukaryota, Fungi, Ascomycota, Sordariomycetes, Glomerellales, Glomerellaceae. The transcript has 2 exons. The record is from RefSeq and is a predicted model, not a curated record.